Molecule: messenger RNA, 516 nt
Organism: Anolis sagrei ordinatus
Lineage: Eukaryota; Metazoa; Chordata; Lepidosauria; Squamata; Anolidae
Product: cathelicidin-3-like
Biological process (GO): antimicrobial humoral immune response mediated by antimicrobial peptide; defense response to Gram-negative bacterium; defense response to Gram-positive bacterium
Cellular component (GO): extracellular region
Molecular function (GO): lipopolysaccharide binding
Source: RefSeq, a predicted model, not a curated record
AUGGAAAGGUCAACCUCAGAGCAUAUAAAGCCCAGGAGGCUCCCUCUUUCCCAGAGAUCACUCACUAUGGGACGCUUUUGGGGAGCCUUCCUCCUGCUGGUGGGCCUGGCAGCCGCUGCCCCCUUGUCUCCCCCAAAAGACUUCCAGGAGGCUCUUGCGCAGGUGGUGGCCAUCUACAACCAGGGUCCCAACGUCCGGAAUGCCUUCCGCCUCCUGGAAGCCAUGCCGCUGCCUGGGCUGAACUCCAGCUCCGCAAGGCUUCAGCAGAUGAACUUUACCAUACAAGAGACCGUCUGCCCGGCUUCAGAGAAAGUCCUGGCUGAAGAAUGUGAAUUCAAAGCCAAUGGGCUGGUGAAGGAUUGUUCCGGAUAUUUCUCCACAGAGCAGGCAAACUCCCUGAUUGUCGUCACUUGUGAUACGGCCGUGCAAGAGGAUUCCCGCAUCACCAGAUUCAGAGGGCUUGGAAAUUUCUUCAAAGGAUUCGGACAUGGCUUCAUCUGGGGUCUCCACCACUAA